AUGGCCAUGAUUAACAACGUGAAAGAUUCUCGCUGGCUACAGUUGGAAGUAUGCAGAGAAUACCAGAGGAAUAAAUGCAGUCGUCCCGAUACGGAAUGUAAAUUUGCUCAUCCGCCGGCUAACAUAGAAGUCCAGGAUGGACGUGUUGUAGCUUGUUAUGAUUCUAUUAAGGCAAUAACCAAUCCAUACCUGGUUGCACUUCCCACGGUAGCUUCACCUACUUCUUUUACACACUACUUGACUCCAAGCCCUGUGGUUAGUAUGAUGCCUCCUGAUGCAAUGGCAGCACCACUUAGUGUUGUCCCUACUCCACUUGUUACAACUCAGAAAGUGCCACGAACUGAUAGAUUAGAGGUAUGCCGAGAGUUCCAGCGCGGAAAUUGUAAACGAGUGGAAACUGAAUGCCGCUUCGCUCAUCCUCCUGAGCAUGUGACAGUGGAUAGUACUGAAGGCAUGGUGACAGUCUGUAUGGAUUUUGUUAAAGGACGGUGCAUGCGGGACCCAUGCCGCUACUUUCACCCCCCACCUCACUUACAGGCACAGCUAAAGGCUGCCCAAAGCCGAGCUAAUGCAGCUGCUCUGCCACACGUGGUUGAAACCUUGGUCAGCAAGAAACGCCCACGUGACCCUGCUGAUGAUCUGAUUCUGGUAUUGGCCCUUAGUGCUUUUGCAUGUAGCUCAGAUUUCUUAAUUUUCUAUAGUAGAAGGUGUUGUGCAGCAUGUCACCACAUUGCAGACAGUGAAAAG
Limulus polyphemus (Atlantic horseshoe crab) is the source of this 747-nucleotide messenger RNA. RefSeq names its product muscleblind-like protein 1. The record is from RefSeq and is a predicted model, not a curated record. Gene Ontology annotation, molecular function: metal ion binding. Lineage: Eukaryota; Metazoa; Arthropoda; Merostomata; Xiphosura; Limulidae. The transcript has 4 exons. The annotation marks the transcript as partial.